This is a messenger RNA of Triticum turgidum subsp. durum (durum wheat), 912 nucleotides long. The record is from the annotation of a GenBank genome assembly. NCBI's taxonomy places the organism in Eukaryota, Viridiplantae, Streptophyta, Magnoliopsida, Poales, Poaceae.
AUGGAGAGGAUGCAGCUGCAAGGCCCCAUCAUCACCUCCCUGUGCUGGGCGGACCAGGCGGCGGCGAGCGCCAGCGCCGCGCAGGUGCCUUUCUUGGCGCUGCUCCAGGGCGCCACCAUGGGGGACGGCGGACCAGGGGUGAAGCGGGAGUCUUACGGCGCCGCCGCUGGCUUCGCGUGCCGGCCGGCUGCGUCCGACGUCGACCUGCUCGAGAGCUGCGUCACGCAGCUGCCGGCGCCCCCGGUGGUCGAGGCGCCGGCGACGAAGCGGAGGAAGCGGCCGCGGACGCGCCCGCGCGCGCCCCCGCCGGAGAAGCGCAAGAAGCCGGAGGAGGCCGAGUGCCAGCGGAUGACACACAUCGCCGUCGAGCGCAACCGUCGCCGCCUCAUGAACGACCACCUCGCCUCCCUCCGCGCCCUCAUCCCCUCCGAUUACAUCCCACGAGGUGACCAGGCGACGGUGGUGGGGGGAGCCAUCGACUACGUGAAGCAGCUGGAGCAGCAGCUGGUGGCGCUGCAGGCGUUGGCGGCGGCGCAGCGCGGUGAGGGGCCCGUGGGGACGGCGGCCACGGCGGCGUCGGACGGCGUGUUCGUGUCGCCGCAGUACACGAGCUUCUCCCAGGUCGGCGGCAUCGGCGGCGGCGUGGACGUGGAGGCGAUGGCCGCGGUGGGGGGCCACGUGCGGCUGCGCGUCGCGGGGAGGCGGUGGCCAGGGCGGCUCGUGCGCGCCGUGGCCGCCAUGGAGAACCUCCGCAUGGCCGUGCUGCACCUCGCCGUCACCUCCGUGGGCCACGACGCCGUGGUCUACUGCUUCAACCUUAAGAUGGAGGACGGGUGCGAGGUGUCGACGGCGGACGAGGUGGCCACGGUGGUGCACCAGAUCUUCGCCUACGCCGCCGGCUCAUGCUGCUAG